Cadophora gregata is the source of this 2242-nucleotide messenger RNA. RefSeq lists its product as uncharacterized. Bases 1 to 2094 code for a protein of 697 amino acids. The transcript has a single exon. The record is from RefSeq and is a predicted model, not a curated record. Gene Ontology annotation, cellular component: mitochondrion. Gene Ontology annotation, molecular function: ATP hydrolysis activity; ATP binding. NCBI's taxonomy places the organism in Eukaryota, Fungi, Ascomycota, Leotiomycetes, Helotiales, Ploettnerulaceae.
AUGCGAAUACCGACAGCACGAGUGUUUAACAGAGGUGUAAUACCACGACGUCAAUAUGGCACAUCAACAACUCGACCACCGGUAAUCAGCAUCGUCAAUGGCACGUUCUACCGCCAUCACCCAAACUCCCACCACGCAGCCACGCAUUCCAACCCCCCUCUCUUCCCCAACCUGAGCUUCUCCCUCCCAGCAUUCGCAUCCAAACCCGAACACUGGUCCAUCAUCGGUCCAUCCGCCUCCGGCAAAACCACAUUCCUGCAAAUCCUCCGCGGCAAACACCUCUGUCUCCUUGCAGCGGCACGGUCAUGGCCAUACCUCGAAUCAGACGAAAUCGAGCAGAAGGACCAUAGGUUGAGAGAUCCGAAUGCGGCGAUUAAACAGGUGGGAUUUGAUGGCGAGCAGGGCCUUGGACAGCAGGCGCCGCAGAGUGCGUAUCUCAGCGCGAGAUAUGAGUCACGGCGUGAAGACACGGAUUUCAGUGUAUUGGAUUACUUGCAGGGGAACACAGAACUGAAUCCGUUUUCUGAGGAGCUUAAGAAAGUGGAUCCGGAACUGCUGGGAAGGGUGGUCAGGGAUCUGAGAUUGGAGGAAUUGGUUGAUAUGCCGGUCUCGAAUUUGAGUAAUGGGCAGACUAGACGGGCGAGGAUUGCGAGUGCGUUGUUGGGGGAUCCGGAGGUGUUGCUGCUUGAUGAGCCGUUUAUGGGGUUGGAUCCACCGACGUUAUUGAGUUUGAGUCCGAUGCUGCAUGGGCUGGCGGAGGCGAAUAAGCCGAGAUUGGUGCUUUCUUUGAGGCCGCAGGAUCCCAUUCCGGAUUGGAUUACGCAUGUGGUUUAUUUGAAGGGAAAUUGUGAGGUUGCUUUUCAGGGAGAGAAGGGGGAUGUUUUGGAAGGGUUGAGAGAUCAUGUUAAAAACAUUCAGCAGGGAAAUGCGGAGCCAGAAGAGGGUAUGCCGUUACAUUCGAUGCAUGAGGUUGGUCGGAGUCUUACCAGUGAUGGUAUUAUUGAGCCAUCGCAUGCUGGAAAUGCCAAGGAUAGAGUUGCCUUUGCUUCACCAACAAUUGAAGAGACUCCUCUCAGCCGAGAUGGCUUCCCUCUCCAUGAUAUCGAGAAGCCAGUCAUUGGAGAGCCUUUAGUCCAAAUGGAUGGUGUGCGAGUUCAGUAUGGCGAUAAAGCUGUUUUGGGUAAUUGGAAACAAGAAGUUCCUAGCGAUAGCCAGGCGGAGCUUCGAGAUGGCCUAUGGUGGGAUGUCAAACGAGGAGAGAGAUGGGGUAUCUUUGGACCAAAUGGAUCCGGCAAGACAACUCUACUCUCCCUCAUCUGUUCAGACCAUCCACAGACAUACGGUCUUCCAAUAAAGCUCUUCGGCCGCUCAAGAAUCCCCGAAGCAGGCCAACGAGGAGUCUCAAUCUUUGACUUACAGGCUCGAAUUGGCCAUUCGAGUCCUGAAAUUCACAGUCACAUUCCAAAAUCACUGACACAUCGCCAGGUCUUGGAAAAUGCAUGGGCAGAUACUUUUAGAGGACUCCCCAAGCUGGACCAAUCUGCCAAGGACAAGAUUGAGGCGUGUUUGAAGUGGUUCGAGCAUGAUCUUCGAUCAGAACCAGGUUCUGUUGAUGUCAGUGGUACAGCAUGGGCUGAUGAACUUCUGUUUGGAGGCGUGCCCUUCUCAUCGCAGAGAGUUGCACUCUUCCUCCGCGCUAUCAUCAAGAAUCCAGAUCUGGUAAUUCUUGAUGAGGCAUUCAGCGGCAUGGAUGAGGGAGUGCGAGAUCGCUGCCUCUUAUUCCUCGCACACGGAGAAACGAAACAAUUUGCUUCCGCUUCUUCUCCUUCUUCAUCAACAAAACGAGCAGCAGGAAGCCAAAAGCCUCAAAUUUUAGAGUCAGAAGUCUCAAAGCGUAAUCAGGUUAAAGUUCCUGGACUCGGCAAAGAUCAAGCCCUUCUUUGCAUCAGCCAUGUCCGCGAGGAAAUACCUGGGAGUAUCAGAGAGUGGGUUUGUCUCCCUGAGGCUAAUACCGGGAAGCCCGCUAGAUUUGGGAGGUUGGAUGGGCCGAUUGAGGGAGAUUAUAGGAGGUGGAAUGAGAUAUGGGGGAUGUAGAUGUCUAAACCAAAUAGAAAGCAUGACUUGCUUGUUCAUACUGUGAUCUAGUGUUUGUUUGGGGAGCGAUCGCAGAUUUCGCAUUUAGAAGAUAAGGAAUUCUAUCUACAAUCUGCAGUCGCAACUUGUCCCAAAUAUUGGACGAGAU